This is a messenger RNA of Acanthoscelides obtectus, 684 nucleotides long. Lineage: Eukaryota; Metazoa; Arthropoda; Insecta; Coleoptera; Chrysomelidae. The record is from the annotation of a GenBank genome assembly.
GGUGAGCAAAAGUAAAGAUGUAAUAGAGAGCAAAACAAGUGGCACAGUUACGUGGAAACAGGAAAGUCAGUAUGGCAGAGAAUCGAACAUGACUUCCAAGCCCUAACAGGGUGCCACCGAGAGACAAAAACUCUACGAGAUAAAUAUUUCAAUUUAAAGAAAAAAACAAAAAGCAAAUUUGCUACAAACAAAAGCAAUAUAAUCAAGACAGGGGGAGGUUCAUGCCAAUUGCAAGCAUUCGAUCUGAUUGAUACACAAUUACAAGAAAUAAUGGGACCACAAUUAGUAGGUUUGACAAACAAUUAUGAUGAUAAGUGUAGUGACCAAGAUGAGGUGGUUACUGAACAUGUUCCUUAUGCAAAUAACUGUGAUGACAGUGAAGUGGUCUUCAAUAAUGGGAAAUGCAGCUCCUAUACUCCCCGACAACUGAAGAGGCCCAAAACUACAAAGCUAUCUUGUACGAAAACGGUACAAAAUAAAAAAUAUAUUUCUGUUAACUAUCUACUAAUGGAGGAAAAGCUGAAUUUUUUGAAACUACAAAAAGAAAAAUUCAUCGAAGAACACAAUAAAGAAAUGGAAAUAUAUCAAAAACAAGGUUCAGCUGUUGGAUUUACAGAUCAAUGCAUUUGAUAAGUAGAAAACAAGAGAUUUAUUUUGUUAAUUUCAGGAAUAUUUUCACUUUCA